Molecule: messenger RNA, 861 nt
Organism: Pleurotus ostreatus (oyster mushroom)
Lineage: Eukaryota; Fungi; Basidiomycota; Agaricomycetes; Agaricales; Pleurotaceae
Exons: 5
Coding region: 1-861 (286 amino acids)
Biological process (GO): tetrahydrofolate biosynthetic process; tetrahydrobiopterin biosynthetic process
Cellular component (GO): cytoplasm
Molecular function (GO): GTP binding; GTP cyclohydrolase I activity; zinc ion binding
Source: RefSeq, a predicted model, not a curated record
AUGUCUGACCCUAACUCCCAUGUCACCCAGCUCUCCAACGGUCUCCGUCAGCUCGAGAUCCAGCAGGCCGACGCCAACGACGAUCACCACCCCGACCAGACAUCCCCGACCUCAGCUGUCGGCGCACGCGGCUCCUCUCGUCCGCCAAUACGCGAUGGAUAUGGCUUCCGUUCAUCUGGUGUGAACACCCCAAAUGAAAUCAAGGACUCCAGGAGCUCCCCGUUACCAGACCCGAACGGUUUGGGAUGGCCAGCCAAAUCCACCGUCAUGCGUCUCAAUGCCACCGAUGCAGAGCGGGCUAUUCGUGACCAGAAGCUGCACUCGGCAGUUCGCACGAUCCUCGAAUGUAUCGGAGAAGAUCCUGCUCGAGAAGGCCUGCUACGCACCCCUGAGAGAUACGCAAAGGCGCUGCUUUGGAUGACCAAGGGCUACGAGGAGCGAUUGGCUGACGUUAUUAACGAUGCAGUGUUUGCGGAGGAUCACGAUGAAAUGGUUCUCGUACGCGAUAUUGACAUAUCAAGUCUUUGUGAACAUCAUUUGGUCCCGUUCACAGGAAAGAUCUCUAUAGCUUACAUCCCCAAUCAACUUGUUCUGGGGUUAUCUAAGUUGGCCCGGAUAGCCGAGACGUUCAGUCGCCGGCUUCAGGUGCAAGAACGCCUCACAAAGCAAGUCGCUUUGGCAGUGCAGGAAGCUAUCAAACCGCGCGGCGUUGCCGUGGUCAUGGAGGCAUCGCAUAUGUGCAUGACAAUGCGUGGCGUGCAAAAGCCUGGCGCCAUCACCACGACUUCAUGCAUGCUGGGUUGUUUUAGAACACAGCAGAAAACGCGCGAAGAGUUCCUCACUCUAAUAAAAGGCCGGUAG